AUGGGGGAGCAGUGGCUGCCAUGGAAUCGCCCCCGGCAGGUGCUUCAGCCAAUGCCUCUGGGAAUGACCAGCAAGCCCUGGUUCAAGGACAGGUUGCCUUCUAAGUGUUUUGCGAAGCACAAACAGGAACAACUGAAGUUCCCUACCUCUCUUGAUGGCCGACGCUGGGUGUUUGUGAAGGAAGGGCUGGAUGAUUUCAGGAAGGGCUGUCCGCCUAGUAAAGGUAUGAUCAUUCGGGGCCCCAAAGAGGGUUUUCUCCCAACAAUUACUCAUCAAGUCCACCGUGGAUCAAAAAAGAGUAAGCAAAAACAGUUUCAAGACGUAAACCUGUUUUCUUCUCUAUCAUUGGCUCAGCAAGCUCGUAAGUCCUUUGUGGAGAAAACAGAAGCAAACCUGACCCAGCAUCCAUUGGCCUUCUGGCCCCUGGAGGAAGGAAUUCCUAGCGAUAUUGAUUUCUUAGAAAAUGUGCUGGAAGCUCUGGGCACUGAGCAGAAGUUGGAGGAGAGAUUGAAUCAAUGUGAGGUCAGCAGAAAAUCUACUCAAUCUGUUCAUCUGCCUAGUGUGGCUGAGGACUACUCUGAAAAACAAGAAGAGCGGGAACAUCCCAAGUUUCCUGGGGCACGUAAGCAUGGUUUGCUUCAUGACAAAAAGCCUCGCAAAAAGAACCCUGCCAAGGAGUCUCUUUAUUACCGGCACAUACCCAAAGGAGUCUAUGACUUCUGUGCAUGGGUUGAAUCCUUUGGAGACUUGGGCAUUGACGAACAUUUCAUGAUGAAACAAUUCGACAUUGGCUAUGAGUGCAAACCAAUCUAUACUGACUCUGCCAUCAAGAAAAUCAGCCCUCCUACAGAUCUCAGGAUCUGCAGAAGGCUUAGCAAAGUGAAGGAGAUUAGAUUCUCCAUACAGGAGGCAAACUUUGAAAGGAAACUGCGAAAACCGAUUGAUCCUUACAAGCCCACCAGGGAUAAGAUAAGAUACGGAGCAUGGUACCUGAAGCCAUAUCUAUGGAAAAAGCUAGUAAAUGAUGAGCCUUUGUUGGACCCUCAAGAGUUAUUUGAACUUGAAGGUGGAAGACCUGGUAAACCAGACAUCAUUGAAGAUCUUUAUGGAACAAUUGCCUUUAAAGAUUUCAUCAUAAGCAAAGGCUACAAUAUGCCAACCAUUCUUGAGAAGUUGUUUAUGAGGAAAGGAUGGAAUUACGACACUGUCAACACUCCGAUACCAAGAGUACUAAAAGCACAUGAAUUGAUCAUGCAGCAAAAGGAUGAAGAUUAUGAUGAUGAAAAUGACUAG
Molecule: messenger RNA, 1293 nt
Organism: Rattus rattus (black rat)
Lineage: Eukaryota; Metazoa; Chordata; Mammalia; Rodentia; Muridae
Product: protein FAM47A-like
Source: RefSeq, a predicted model, not a curated record